AUGGAGGACCUGGACCUCCAGGUCCGCUUCCCGCCGCCCUUCGAGGCGCCCUGCCGGGCGGAGGAGCAGCCGCUCCUCGCGGCUCGGCCGGAGCCGAGCUUCAAGCGCCGGAGAAGACGACAAGAGUUUGGCGUGCUGCUCGUUGCCGUGGGCGCGAUCGCGGUCACGGUCGCCGCGCGGCGGGACUCGUCGUCGUCGGAUGGGUCGCUGCUCUCGACGCUGACGGGGGCGCUGCAGCGGAGCAGCGGCGGCGGGACCGGCGCGCUCGGCCGCGGCUCCGACGGCGCACUCGGCGGCGCGGACCCGGACUCGCGACGAACGCGACGACGGGUGUACCCCACGCCGGAGCCCAGCGCCGCGCCGUCGGCCGCGAGCGCGGAGCGGGAGCGGUCGCGCCACGCGGUGCACACGCAUAGGACACGGCACUACCACGCGGAAGCGGGGUCGUCGUACUCGUACUUGUACGACGACGACGAGACGUACUCCUACGCCUUCGUCGACGACGACGACAGCGCGUCGACGGACGACGACGGCGGCGGCUACUUGGCGACGAGCUACUCCUUCUACUACGACGCGUCGAGCUACGGCAGCUACAGCUUCGACGACGAUAGCAGCACGCCCGGGCCGACGAUGCUGCCGUGGCCCGCGCCGUCGGGGAGCCCGACGCCCGUUGCGACCGGCGCCUGA
Messenger RNA from Aureococcus anophagefferens, 687 nucleotides. RefSeq lists its product as hypothetical. The transcript has a single exon. NCBI's taxonomy places the organism in Eukaryota, Pelagophyceae, Pelagomonadales, Pelagomonadaceae. The coding region runs from base 1 to 687 and encodes 228 amino acids. The record is from RefSeq and is a predicted model, not a curated record.